GUUUCAACCAGGACUCUAUAAACAGAUUUAACAGAUCUUUCGCAUUGCAGGCAUCAGUCUAAGGGUCUACCUUGGCGAGAUAUUCAUUUGAUGAACUGGUAGGUUUGCGGGAAAACAGAAUCCUAUCACCUUUCACCUCUCCUCAAAAUGCUAUCUUUCUACAGCAGCUUCCCUCAACCUGGUAUCCUCAGACAUUUCUAACUCCCAUCAACUGUUCUGGCUGUGGCUGAUGGGAGUUGUAAUUCAAAGCAGCUGGAGGGCACCAGGUUGACAAAGGUUGUUCUGUGGUCUAUAAAGUAUCCCAUGAAUUCCACAGCCACGUUUUCUGGAAAAGGGACAGCUAAAUAUUUCUGUAUGUUCCCCAACUUGUGAGUUCUCUGGAGGUGUAUCCAGAAUGCAGUGAACUUAAAGGUAAAGGUAAAGGGACCCCUGACCAUUAGGUCCAGUCGUGGCCGACUCUGGGGUUGCGGCGCUCAUCUUGCUUUAUUGGCCGAGGGAGCCGAUGUACAGCUUCCGGGUCAUGUGGCCAGCAUGACUAAGCCGCUUCUGGCGAACCAGAGCAGCGCACGGAAACGCCGUUUACCUUCCCGUUGGAGCGGUACCUAUUUAUCUACUUGCACUUUGACGUGCCCCUGCUAGGUUGGCAGGAGCAGGGACCGAGCAAUGGGAGCUCACCCCGUCACAGGGAUUCGAACUGCCAACCUUCUGAUCGGAAAUCCUAGGCUCUGUGGUUUAACCCACAGCACCACCCGCGUCCCUGGCGCAGUAACAUUUGCAUGCUGCUAACUACAUGAAUCAGCCAGACCGCUGACUACCUGUACUGUGUUGUGCAGUUGGGUGUAAAGGGCCAAUUAGAAUGGGGGUAACAUCAGGAAUGUAUUGGAAGUUAUAGUAAGGUUACCAGAUUUUUUUCAAUGAAUCCGGGGACACUUUUCAACUUCUUACUAAUCAGAUGAAUUUUGUCAGGGGACAGAUUUGUAAAUCUGGGGACUGUCCCCAGGAAACGGGGACAUGUGGUAACCUUAAGUUAUAGAUACAAAGGACUUCAGGAAAAGGCUCUGUAUAUGCUAAGUUUAAGGGAAGCUGAGCAGCGCAGAAGAAGACAGAACCUAUAGUUCUCUAGAUGUUGUUGGACUCCAAUUCCCAUCAGCCACAGCCAGCAUAGCUGUUGUCCAACAUCAGGAGAGCUACAGGUUACCCAUGCUUAUUGACUUUAGACUCCAUAGACAGGAUUGGCUUCAGUCCAUUUCUAUGAACCAGCAAUUACCUUGAAACGGACAUUACAAAACACCUGUCACAAAAUAGCUGCAGAGUUACUUUAGCAGCUUGCUUUGACUGUACAAACAGUAACUUGAUUUAUUUUUUGUUUAAAAAGCGUUAGCUGAUUGUGGAUACCAUAGCAAUGAUAUCAGAACUAAUUUCCCACCUGGCCCACUCUUCUUGCAUUUAAAGUGACUGGCAUUUGAAGUUUUUUUUACAACAACAGCAGCAGCAACACCACAAACAAGCAAGCAAAACCUAGCUUUAAGUGAAAUACCGCCAUAUAACAUGAUGCCUGGAGCAAUAAUAGGAAAUAGUCUUACACUGUCAGGCCGUAGGUCCAUCGAGCCCAGAGCUACCCAAACUGUGUUGCGACACGUUUGUGUGUCGGCUGCAGUGUGUGGGUGUGUUGUGCGAACACUCCCCGCUCUCCUCCUGGGGCUGGAAAGAGGUUAGUUUAAGCUCUGGUUUGCUAGUAAAACUGAAUUACUUUGUCACGAAAUGAUGAAUGUCUAAAAAGUGUGUGUCACCAACAUGAAAAGUUUGGAAAGCUCUGAUCUAGCCCCUGAUCAUCCGCUUUGACCGGCACCAGCUUUCCAGGGUGUCCUGCAAAGGACUUCCCCAUCAACUGCCAUCUGAUUUUUGUUCACUGGAGAUGCUGAAGGUUACAGCUGGGAUUUCCUGCAUGUACUCUACUGGCUGAGCCAUGACCCUUCCCACACUCCUGAAUGUUGCUUACGUGUUCAUAUUUCUAAAUUUAUUUUCUAGCCCUUGGGUGGGGCAGACUAAUCUCCCUGUAAUAAUCUGGAACACCUUUCAGUAGGAAGCAAAUUGUUAAAUUGUGGGUAGACAUAGCAGACGCCACAGCGAUUCCUUCAAAGCAGCUCUUUAUUUGUAAGCUGGAACAGAACUGACUGAGGAGCUCAGUCAGCCUGCUUAUAUAGAGCUCCAGAACAAUGUAACUGUUGCCAUUUUCUAAAACUAUCCAAUCACUGAACAUCACUUUCGAUCCUUCAUUUGCAUACAAACUAUCCAAUCACUGAACGUCACUUUCGAUCCUUCAUUUGCAUAACUAUCUACAGUAUCCCCCUGCUGGCCCAGGGUGAGAACUUCAGUACAUAACACAAAUGCCCUUGGAAAUUCUUAACCAAACAUCUGCAGGGCUACAGAGAUAAUUGCCUGCUCACUGAGUGAGGUGAGCUGGGACCCCGUGAACAGUUUGCUAAAUGGUGCUACAGCACUUGUCCGUAACCAUGUGCAGAAGGACCUCCUAUGAGUAAGAUAAUGACAAUACUUCACAGGAUUAUAAAGCAUGCUGUCUGUACCUUAAGUGCUAUUUACAAUACUAAGCUUAAAGAUACUUUGAAUGUUUAUCUGAUUAUUAUUCUAAAUCCUCAUAUCCUUUUGUCCCUUCCCCAACUUGUCAGCGUAAGUUUCCAAAGAACAAAAAUGUUGCUAUUAAUAAGUUGCUCAAAUGUGAUCCUGGAACGUCUUUGCUUAGGGCUACUGCCACCUUCUGGGGCAGGGCGCCUGUUCAUGUAAAUGCUAUAAAACAUGCAUAAAUUCAGCAGGUGCAGAAUUCCCUGGCAUUGUGGAGGGCAGAGUGUGUGUGUUAAUGAUGGAUGAGGCUUCACCUGUUGGUUUUCUUCCUGUAUUAGGAUGGGAGCAUAGCCUGAUAGGAAAGUACAUGCAUUGCAUACAGAAAAUAUAUGGUUCAAGUCUCAAUCUCUCCAGUUAGCAGGGCAUAGAAAACAAUCAAAAAGACUUUUGCUUGAGACCCAGGAAAGCUGCUGGAAAUCAGCAUAAUAAGCGGACAAGAGUUGGGCUUUUGUCUGAUUUCAUAAGCUCUGUCCGAACUCGUUUUUCUGUACUUUUCCAUUUUUGUUUUACAGUGGUACCUCGGGUUAAGAACUUAAUUCGUUCUGGAGGUCCAUUCUUAACCUGAAACUAUUCUUAACCUGAGACACCACUUUAGCUAAUAGGGCCUCCCACUGCUGCUGCUGCGCUGUCGCCGUGCGAUUUCUGUUCUCAUCCUGAAGCAAAGUUCUUAACCAGAGGUACUAUUUCUGGGUUAGCGGAGUCUGUAACCUGAAGCGCCUGUAACCUGAAGUGUCUGUAACCCGAGGUACCACUGUAUUUUUACCCUGGCUGUCCCUGCCUCGGAUCAUAUGAUGAAGGGUGGACCAGACGUAUACAAGUAUACUGUGCCUUAAAAGUGCUAUAGAAUACACUAAGUUACGUGAUAAAUUUAAAAUGCAUUUUAAUUUUUUAAAACAAAAAAAAUCCCCAUAUUGUACAUUCACUUCCCACAACCCCACAGGAUAUCUUUUUAAAUAGUAAAAAAUUAAGUCUCACCUAGCGUAAGUCGGAAACAGGGAAUCUGGUGCUAAGCUUGGGCUCUCGCAAUGUCAGCAAGCAUGACCGAUGGUCAGGGUGGGAGUUGUAGUCACUUCCUAGGAUUGUAGAGCUACCUAAGGGUUACUGCCAGGCCUAGAGUUUGUCUGCACUGAGGAAUGAAAAGGGAGGAUGUCUGCCUGUCACCUACUUGUUAAACAUCAUAGAGUCCCUGUCCAGCAAUGGUGCUCUGAAGAAUUUGGGGAAAACCUUGUCCCUCCCCCCCCCUUCCCUUCCUGUUGUUGUUAUCUUGGGGGGCCGGCGGGGGGGGCCGUCCGAAUGCCUCCUGCCUCCUCUCGGUGGAAGCCAUUUGAGUGCUGCAAAUGGAAAUGUUUUGAGUGUGUGUGCAUAUGUGUGUGUCUGGUUUUUUUUCCUGUGAACUCUGUGGUUUCUGAGCCCUCUUUCUAAUUUUACAGGCGGUGUGAUUUCAUGCAUGGAGUUAACCAAAGCUUUGCUAAAAACAGGGGUAGUCAUAACGAUACAGUCACGGCUAUGUGUUAUGCGCGCGCACACACACAUACAAACACACAAAGAGAGAGGCUGCCAGUCCCUUCUCUUCUGUCUCCAGAGCCUUGCUGACUUUGGCUGGGCUCCACAGACCACAGGCACCUUUGGAGAUUUUGCAAAUUGUGUCCCCGCAACACCACUAGGCCCCAGAAAGGAAGGAGAGAAAGGAGGGCAGAGAGGCUUUUCUAGGCCGUGGUUUUGCUUUCUGCAGGGACUUGCUCGCCCCCUCCUCCAGUGGACAAGAAUCCCUCCAUAGAGGGAAGGAGAAAGCCUCCCACCAUCUCUUCCAAAUUUAUGCAUUACCUAAGUUCCCAGGGGAAAUGAGCAAGCCUGGAGGGGCAGGGUGCCGAAGUAUUUCCAGCCAUGUUUAUCCCCACAAAAGUUUCCACAACAAGCUAUUAGGAGGCCAGGAAACGGCCGCAAGCACCCUGCAGCCUGUCACCUUUGUGCAGGCGGAUAAUCAACAGGUGAAGCUCUCACCACCACCACCACCCUCCAGAAAGCAGCUGCGCCCAUUAUAAUGUCUGCCUGCCCUGCCACCACUGAAGGAGCAGGAGUUAUUAGUUAUUAGUUCUGUCCCACUUCUCCUCUAAGGAGCUCGGAACAAGUGUUGCCAUAUUUCAAAAAGUAAAAACCAGGACACCCCAAAGGUUGUUGAGUAUUUUUUGUUGUUGUUUUUUGGAAGACCCCAAAACUGUUGAGCUUUAGGACAAAACAUACACAUUUUUAAGAGGUGUUUGAAGGCCAGCGACCAUGUUGCCACCAGGUGACAAUCCCUUGGCUGGUUAGUGGUGACUCCUUGGAAAGCCUUGAAAGAUUGCCGGGUCUGUGCAGGGGAAGACAGCCUGCUAGUUAUUUUGAAGUAAGCUAGUUAUUUUGCUUCGAAGAGGAGCAACGGGACCUCAAGGGGAGCAGGCUCUCAGACUGUGCACACACCAUACAUUGAAAAGCACUUGACUUCCCCCAAAUAAUCCUGGGAACUGUGAUUUGCUAAUGGCGCUGGGAAAUGUAGCUGUGUGAGGGGUAAACUACAGUUCCCAAGAUUCUUGGGAGGAUUAUAUGCUUUAAAUGUGUGAUAACAAAGUGCCUCAGUCAUGGUAGGUGCAAAAAAUGCCUGUUUUACCCCCCUACCACCGAGUAGCCAAAUAUUUGGGGAGAAGGGGAAAUCUUCCCACAAAUCUGGAAAGAGGGUUUUAUUAUGGAAAAACUGGUUUCAAGUAGGCUUCAGCGCCACUGCUGCUUCUUUCAAAAGCCAGCUGUACCAAUUACAGGUACAGGGUUGCCAUAUUUCAAGAAAUAAAAAUCAGGAGACAAUAGCUGAGCUUUUUGGGGGGAUUUGCCAAAAAAAAAAAAGAAAAAAAAGGCAAAGAGUGAUACUCAAACACACACUUCCUUGUUCUGUUGUGCACCCAGGCACUAAUUUCACUGCUCAAUUCCUAGACACGAUCGUGAAAUUCCAGAUGCAUGGCAACCCUAACAUUGGGGUUCCCCCUCAUGCAUUUAUGACCCCUGCAAAACCUACAUUGGCGAGGAGGUGUGAUUUCAGACACCUCUGCUUUGAACUAUUUUCCAGUGACAUUUAAAUGCUAUAUUCUUGAUGCUUGUAUUGGUAUCAGCUUUGCUAGAGUGCACAGGUUUUUUUCCUUCUCUCCAGCCCACAUCAGUAAUGCGUUACAUGUGAAUGCAUAUGGUUUUAGAGAGGCAAAAAGGUGCUAUUAAUCUCAUGGGUGUGGGGGAAAAUAUUGAGACAACAAUGAUCCUUUCCUGGUGGAACUACUACCUACUACUGCCUAGUAGUAUAAGGCUGAUGGACGCGGGUGGUGCUGUGGGUUAAACCACAGAGCCUAGGGCUUGCUGAUCAGAAGGUUGGCGGUUCGAAUCCUUGCAACAGGGUGUGCUUCUGUUGCUUGGUCCCUGCUCCUGCCAACCUAGCAGUUUGAAAGCAUGUCAAAGUGCAAGAAGCUCUGGCAGGUUUGCAAGAAGCAGCUUAGUCAUGCUGGCCACAUGACCCGGAAGCUGUACGUAAAGCGAGAUGAGCGCCGCAACCCUAGAGUUGUCCAUGACUGGACCUAACAGUCAGGGGUCCCUUUACCUUUACCUAUAAGGCUGAACCUUGCCAGCCAAUGAAAGGGAUGUGACUCUCCUUGCUGCAGUGUGGGAUCACCUGGGGGUACAGUUUUGGAAGGUGGCUGAUUGUGGCAUGUAGCAAGUGAGGUGUUUUCAACUACCAGACAGAGUUGACCCUCCUUUCUGAAUAUAACACAGACAAGCAGUAAUGUGGGUAAUAUUUGUCGGGGAUUGGAGAUAGACUUGCUGAACAUGUGAGGAAUUAGUGGCAUGCCUGAUUGGCACAGGUGUCAUGGGCAUCAUCCAGUCACUGUCAGCAACACUAUUACUGGCAUCACCUCCACAGGAAAAUACCCAGUCACCCAUUGCACUUACUCACUUGCAAUUCUGGUUUCUUGCCUGCUGGUAAACAGCAGCAGAGUACAAUGCAUCCUACUGCUUCUUUGCAAAACCAUGAUAUGUGCAUCAUAGCCAAUUUCAGCCGUACGGUGCACAGCUACUGCAGCCAAGUAGGCAAAUGCAGGGUGAGGGCUGGAAUCAAGAGGCCUAGUAGCUUCUGUGUCCAGAGCAGCGCCUGUACAAGAGUUGAAUGUUAAUUCAGCACUGUAACAGGGCACCAUCCUCCACCACACCAGAGGGGGCAACAGGCUGGAUUAUGGGGUGUAAAGCAGGAUGCAGGGCACACACAAUUACCGUAUUUUUCCAUGUAUAAGAGUUUUAGGGGAGGAAACAAUGUCCAAAAUUUGGGGGUGUCUUAUACACGGGGGCCAUCUCCCCCCAUUUUCUUAAACCAGAGUCCCCAAAAAUAGGGGUCGUCUUAUAGACGGAAAAAUACGGUAUGUCCUCUCCAGUCCAGUACCUAACUGACAUUGCCAACCCUCUCCCCACAAGCCCAGCAUCCGCCACCUGAGGCAAUUGCUUCAUUCUGCCUAAUGGUAGGGCUGGCUCUAUAACAAAGAGUAAACUAAAAAAUCAAUCAAUCAGAAACCUGUGUAAUGUGAGAGGACUUUGCCAUGGUGUAUGUAGUUUGAACUGGGUUUUGUUCCCUUAGACAAAAAUAUGUGGAAAGGAUUUGUUGAGGGAAGGAAGUUUGAAAUUCACCAAUGUAUAGGUUAAUUUCAGUAUCACACACUCUUCUUUGCUGUGCCAAUGGGUUGGAAGAAGGCAUUUGACUUGAUGCAGGAGGAAUGCUGUGUAACGUGAAAGUCUGCAUAUUUAUCCAUUCACAGAAGUUUGACCACUCAGGCUUGGGAGUUCAUUUGGGAGUAAGCCAAUUCAGUUCAGUGGGACUUAUUUCAAAGUAAGCACGUCUAGGACUGUGCUGUAAAAGAGAUGGAACAUUAAUCAUUCCCGCCUACUUAGAUUUUUCUGUCUUACAAGGGCCAGCUAUCUGGGCCAGCCCUACUGUUAAGGCAGGCAGAGUGAAGGUGGCUUGCCUGAGAUAUCAGAGAUUGCAGUACUGUUAAAGGCAGUGAGUCAUCAGUGAUUUACAGUGCACUCCAACCAUGUUUACUCAGAAUUUAGUUCUAUAGAAUUAAAUGGGGCUUCCUCCCAAGUAUAUAGGGAUAGGAUUGCAGCCUUAGUUUGUACAUAUGGGUUGUAUCCUGGGAAGUUGUACUAAAGAGUAGACCCAUUGCUAAGAGUAGGCCCAUUAAUUUCAAGGGUCUGCUCUAAUUUAGUUCAAGGCUUACAUUUAUCACAAGGAUCUUAGGUUAUCUUUGAUCUAUACACAAAAACAUUGCCAUUAUAUGAAGACGAAGAGUGGUAUGCAACUAAGAUUUACCCAGAGCAUAACCAAUUGAAAUUAAUGAAUGUGACUAAGUUAGGCCCGUUAAUGGGUCUACUCUGAGCAACACAUAGCUACCACCCAAAAUAAACAGGGUAAAAUUAAAUGUUGAAGGGUACUGCAUCCUGUGUUAAAGGACACGGGUGGCGCUGUGCGUUAAACCAUGGAGCCUAGGACUUGCCAAUCAGAAGGUUGGCGGUUCGAAUCCCCACAAUGGGGUGAGCUCCCGUUGCUCGGUCCCUGCUCCUGCCAACCUAGCAGUUCGAAAGCACGACAAAGUGCAAGUAGAUAAAUAGGUACCACUCCAGCGGGAAGGUAAACGGCAUUUCCGUGUGUUGCUCUGGUUCGCCAGAAGCGGCUUAGUCAUGCUGGCCACAUGACCCGGAAGCUGUACGCCAGCUCCCUCGGCCAAUAAAGUGAGAUGAGCACCGCAACCCCAGAGUCAGCCAUGACUGGACCUAAUGGUCAGGGGUCCCUUUACCUUUACUGUGUCCUGUAUUUUUCGAUCCUGAUUGGAUCUGCAGCCCUUCCUGCUAGUGGAAGCCAGAUUCUGAGGGGGUAGAAGAAUAGGAGAGCCAAAUGAACAGAAGAACCCAUCAUGGCCACUUUGGUCCUGAGCCCUGGCUGACUAGAUACACCUAUGUAGCAGGGCUACCGUAAAGGCCAGAAAAGAACGAGUGAGCUGGCCGAGCUGAUUUAUUUUAUUGUUAUUUUAUUUAUGUUUUGGGUCGCCUUUUAGAGAGAGAAGGAGGAGGAGGUGAAGAAGAAGAAAAGCAAGAUUUUGGUGGUAUUGCAGCAGCAGCAGGCUCACUAACGCUCAGGAAGUGGAAUUUGUGGUUUCAGGGGCUGAGCUCAGAAGGGGUGUUUAGAAAGAAAAGGUCCAGCGCAAGACACCGAUUCUUCAGAGACGACGACGAGGAGGAAGAGGGGGCUGUGUAUUGAAGGUCCCCGAGGAAAAUCAAGAGGCAGGCAGCAACCGUCUCCUUCCAUCGCCUUUCUCCAUGGUAAGUGAAGCUCUUCUUCUUCUUCUUCUUUUCCUCCUCCUCCUCCUCCUCCUCCUCCUCACUCACCUUCUCCGCCUUCUUCUGAACCCGGGAGCGCAAAGAAAGUGGGGGGGACGGACAGACGAAGGACUCGCGCACCCAGAUUUCCGUCCAUCGGAGGGCGGCUCAGUUCUCCGCGCCACCCACUCGUGUUUGCGUCGCUGCCUUCUUUGCGCACGUGUGAGCGGGGGAAACGGACUCUUCUUCUUCUCGGAAGUGGAGGCAUCAUCACCCCCUGCCCCCCAAAAAAGGGCUCGUAAGCUCAGCUUCUGCUUGCAGCCUAGGAACUUUGUGGCUGUUAGUUCCUGAGCAAGUGCAGAGUGUGUGGCUCCUAUUCCGCACUCCGCCUCUCCACCCGCCUGUUCUUGUACGAUUACAAUCAGCUCUGGGAUAUGAUAGGCUGCUCAGAAGGAGUGUUUUUUUCCAGGGCAAGCUUCAGGCCAGGCCCUUCUCACCGAAGAAAGAAGGUAAAUUAGUGGAUGGGUGCAGAACAGAGAGAGAGAGAGACUCCUGGGCGCUUCGCCACCACUGCCGCUCUCUCCACUGGUUUCUUUGUCCUUCUGGGUUUGUUUGGGAGGGAGGGGGCAGGGGCAGGUAGGGCUGGGAGAGGAGCCCCCAUCUGGGAUCCCGGGUAACGCCGAGCUAGCAAGAGGCAGCUUCCUAUAUCCAAGCAGGCUUUUUUGCAGUUGGGAAAGGCAGCAAACUCUGCCAGUCAUGGAAUCAUAGAAGUCGUGCAGACUUGGAAGGGACCACGAGGGCCAUUCUAGUCCACCCCCACCCCCCCGAUCUAGCACCCAGACUUCAAAUCCCGCCUUACUCCGGAUCAAGCUCCCGAUGAAAGGAAUUGCCUUCCUAGAUUCUAAAACCCUCUUGCAAGGUGGAGGGAGCUGUGUUCGGGCCAAGUGCCAUCCGACCCAUCAUACAUACACCUCCCACUGGCCACACGUUACAGGCAAACGCGUGCCACCGCCAGAUGCGCAUCUUCCAGGGUCUUUCCUUUCGCAAGCAGCCCUAGGCUUGCCUUACUCCGAAGAAAGUCCCAGGUCCCUAUGUAAGGGGACUGUGAAGCCUGCGUAUAUUUAAGAAAAAUAGGGAGGGACGGUGUUGGGUUGUUUUUGUUUUGGAGGGGGCGAUUUAGAGCAGUGAAGCUGUAGAAAGGAGGAUCCUUUACUCCUGUUAGCCGCUUGCUAACAGAGAGAGAGAAGGAUUACAACUCCGGAGAGGGCAAGCCAUUUCCCCCACCCAUGUAUCCAGGCUUCUCCUAUCAAAUCUUCCCAACUUUGUUCCUGGGAGCUCCUUCCAUUUAAACGAUGGUUUGUGCAAUGGCGAAACUGGACGAGGGAGCCAAGAAGGAGUUGUUUUGUUUGAAACCGAAAUCCAGCCGCAGGGUGGGGGGUGAGGAUGCGGGGCGGGGGCUUCCCUAUCAGCAGGGGGGAAAGGUGAGUGGGGUUCACCACAGAUCCAAAUUACUCAGCGCCGAAGGUGGUUCAGUGACAACAGCCUGGGGAAUGAGGUUUCGUGUUAAUCAUUCCCAUGGACUGUUGCUGCCCAGACAUUUAAAUACACUGCUUAUAAAAGGGCAGCUUCACACCCGAAGCUUCUCUAGCCUAUUCUUUUAUAUAUAUACAGUGGUACUCGGGUUAAGUACUUAAUUCGACCCGGAGGUCUGUUCUUAACCUGAAACUGUUCUUAACCUGAAGCACCACUUUAGCUAAUGGGGCCUGCUGCGCCGCCGCUGCACGAUUUCUUUUCUCAUCCUGAAGCAAAGUUCUUAACCUGAAGCACUAUUUCUGGGUUAGCGGAAUCUGUAACCUGAAGCGUAUGUAACCUGAAGCGUAUGUAACCCGAGGUACCACUGUAUAUAUAAAAGGCACGGGGCAUGUUCACACGUGUAUGGCACAUUCGCGUUCGCCCUUGUAGCUUCAUGCGUGCCUUCCCGUUGAACCAGUGGUUCAAAAAAGAAGGUUAGGUGGCCCGAGCGCACUCGGAACAGUCGAAAAAAGAUGUGGAACGCUUUGUCAACGGAUUGGAUUAGCUCCCCAGCCCUGCGCUAUUCUGGAAAUUGCUCUUCAAAGACAAUGGAAUCCAAGGCGCACGCGAGACCCCCUUCCCCAUAGGUGCCCGGGGCCCUGGGUGCCCGAGCACCCACAAAAUUCCCCAUGGAGGGGCCGGGCACUCACAAAUUUCGGCGCCAGGGCAUUGCACCCACGGCCCCGGGCACCCACAGUCGUGGGACCAAGCUGACACUCCUGGCCGCUCCAUUUUCCUACCUAAAACGUUGCGCUCGCUCUGUCUCGGAAAUAUCUAAUCUGGCGCUGCUCCUGCUUUUCUUCCAGCGAAUCAAUAGAGGGCAGGGGCGAGGGAGGAGGAGGCUGGCGCAGAUAAGUCAACCAAUCUAUCAAGGCGCUUUGAUUUUCGGUCCCCACUUUCCGCUUCUGCGUCUCCUUCUCAAGGAUGAAUGGAGAGGCAGGUGGAGCGACCGGGAAAUUCUCCCACCAGCAGUAAAACGGCAGCAGAAACAACAACAACAAAGCCCGUGGAUCCGGCCUCCCAGCUGCCUUUGAUGCCUCCCUUUUGAAAUGGACAGGAUGCGGCCAGCUCCUUCCGAAAGCGCGAGCUUGCAGCCACACCACACACGCGCAUAUUACAUAUAUAUGCGCGUAAACGUUGGUAUUACCAUCAAGACCAGCCAAGCUAAAAAACUAAAAUCAUGUUUAAAAGUUUGAGCAGGAACGAGAGCCGCGCAAAGCAGGUUACCUGUAAUCUGGCGGUGGUUUGCAAAUAUUGCACUUUGGGGGCGGGUGCUAUCUAGUAUAACUGGUGUCUUCGGCAGCACCCGCGCAGUUCCCAGUUAGAUCUGUGCCGGAGGCCAGACUUUCCCAAGCGGAAUGGGCCGCCUGACUUUUUAAAUAUAAUAAAAAAUAGUUCGUGUGGGUAAAAGGUUAUCCUCCAUUUUUUAUUAUUUGCAAAAGCCUGUUCAGGACUCUGCACAUAUAUAAUAGGGACCAGCGUUUGUCCUGCUUCAGGCAUUCAGAUCACAAGAUCCAGCAUCUUAUAGUAGCCUAAUCAGUCAGGGCUGCUUUUCUUCUUAUCAUUAUUUUUCCUGGGAAGGAGAAACCCUUUCUUAGAAACCGGCGGAAGGGCGCAUCCCGCAAGCGCAUCACCCAGCUCCUGCAGCGGGAUUUGCGCAGAGGGGAAGUCCCGCGGUUCGUGCCCGGAUGCACUCAAUGCAAAUGCGUAAAAAUAAUAAUAAUCGAAAUGUGCAGCCAUGUUUUACUUAUGAGACUCGUUCUCAGGUAAACGCGCCUAAGUUUGUACUAUCCUCCUGACGCUUGUAGUUUAUUCAGCUUUUCUGAACCCCUGAGAGCUCGGCACUUUGAAUCCAGCGACUCUGGCCAAGUCUAGUCUAUGGGUUUCAUAGAAAAGUUCAAUUGGAAGGGGUCCCCUAGCGCAGCCCCUUGCAGUUUCAUUCCACCUGCCACAAACCACCUAAAUACAAAGCGGUUGCAUCUGGAUAGACACUGUGCGGGCUCAACACAUGUUCACUUAUUUGCUUAAAGGAUCGAAACGAAACUAGACAGAAAAUGCUCAGGAGCAGGGCAGUGGCGAGUUGCGGGGACGUGGAGGCGGGACCAGAUUUUUGCCGCUAUUUUCAAACUAAACUAACUUUUCAACUCCACCAAUUCCUUUUAAACCCCUCCUAUUCAACAGGACAGGACACGGAGAUAAUAAAUACUGCGUGACGUUUCGAUGAAUUUGAGGCUGACUUGGGAGGGGGGGCUCUCAAUAUUUGACGCUUCCUUCCCUCGCCUCUCCCCCGUCCUAGCUUCAGAUUCAAUCCUGAUUUGGGUGCCCAUGGAAUGAAAACUUUGCCCGGGCAUCCGGUCUACGUAACCAAAAUGCUGGUUGGUUUCGAUAAAGUACAUGACGCGAAUCUGCCAGUUCCUGCAGGAUACUAAAAGCGCGACUGUUCUACAAUUCCCGCCACCUCCCAAAAAUGAUAAGAAGUUUGAUCGUUUCUCGAGGUUCCUCUAACGGUUCAUGUUCCCCCAAGGUCCCUAAAUCCUAAUUUAAGUCACUCCUCCGCAGCCUUCAGCCAACCUAUUUUGCCUUUCACCCGCAGGCAAACUGGGUGAAGCAAUGAGUUAUUACCCUUUCAAUCACUAUUUCUUAUCUGAGGAACAUAAAUAAAUAAAUCAUGCAGCCCACGUUUAUUUUUGGUUGAGGGAGCGGUGGUGGUUACGCAUUCAUUUUCAGCCAAAAGAGAAGGAUAUUUUUCCACCAGUAGAAGUUGGCAAGGGGAGAAAAAGGCCACCCCCGUGAACGAUUGACCCUGCAUUCUCAAAUGCAAACUCGGGAGCAAAAAACUCCACGGAACAGAGAGUCUUACUUCCGAGUUAACGCGCGUUAGGAUCGAACUGGGUGGCUCAUUUGGGGGCUUCAGUAGCGACACGAAAUCCCAAUUCAAAAAUAAUCUGCAGAAUCAGCUAAAGAAAGGACACGUCACCAUUGGAAACACAGCUUUAAUGAUGGGAAUCAACUGGCUCGCAUAACUUUGCCUCCAGAGAGGAACAAGGCGGUCAGACGAUCUAGCCAAAGUUUACAGUGAUUUUAAAAAGAGAAUUCAAGGUGUCUUUCAUUAGACUAAAUGGCAUGUUAAAAAUGUUUACUUGCUUGUGCCUGGAUCUUGCCCAUGAAGUCUGCAUAUUUGCUAUUAGGAUUCAUACGCCACUUUUCAAUACAGUUAUCAGGGCGGUUUACAAUAAAAUAGUUGAAGCACAAUAAUUAUUGGGUGAAAUCUGAACAGCCGCAAGUGUGGGAGAAGACAGAUUUAUGGCACAAUAAAAUGUUGUUUGUAGACAUUGCCUUUGUAAAAUCAAAAAUCAAAAUCCAUUUUAAACGUCAGAUUCCCUCCGCCCCUUCACUCUGCUCUGAAUUAGAACUAAAGUCUACGAUACAACAGCUGUUCAACGCCACAUUGAAUUCCACUUUUUGAAAGCAAAUCCCAGGGGGAGGUUAGCUGUACUCGCUUUAGGAUCGGAGUGCAAUAAAUAAAAUUAUUCUAGUACAUUUAGCAAUUGCCGUUUAUAAUAUGCAGUUUGUACCAGAUCCGGUUGGCAGGGGAAUAUUCGCGACCUGUGUUCCGGGUGAUGUUGUUUUUCAACAGAUCAAUCACAAUACUCAUUGACAGGCGAUCAAUCCCUUUUCUACUGUUCCUAAUAUAUAAUAUUCGUCCUCGUCCCCUCUGACUAGUUUGUUAGCGUUGUCACCCCUCCUGCGUGGGCGGCAUCCCAGGAAAGUUCACGACACGCAAUAAAUGCGAUGUAUUUAAGGUAUCAUGGGGUGGAUUUUGACUCUUCGGUUGCUGUUCUGAGCUCACCUCUCUGAGGAUCAAGGCCACGAGACCAUCGCUUUGGAUCCAAACGCUUUGGUCAGAGUUUAAAAGCCAGGGCGCAAACUUUGCAGCUCGACACUCCUCAACAACUUAAAAGAUGUGGAGGAGAUAUUCCCUAUUUUGCCCCGCAUGGUGCUUGCCCGACUUUUACUCCCCUCAUUGGAAGGAUUGAACCCCGCCCCCCGCCAAAAUCCCUCCACACAAUUCUGGAUCUCCCCAGAAACAUCGAACAUCUCUGGAAGCUCUUGCGCACUGCCUCUUUGGCCAGAUGAUUGUCUCACCAGAGACCUCUUGGGGGAAUCCGGGUCAGCCCGCUGGUUUUAGGAGAGAUAGGAUAAACUAGACCCGUAGAGCACGAGACACUUAAUAUCAGGGUCGUGGGUUCGAGUUCCACGUCGGGAGGGAAAUCCUGCAUUGGAGAGGGUUGGACUAGACGACCCUCAGGGUACCUUCCAGCUCUACAAUUCUGUGAUUCUAUGCGGCUCACGGGGAGCAAAUUGCAUUACGAACAACGAGGCUUGCUUCGGAGCGGGCUUGACUAAUAGGAUCGCGGGCAGGUACUGGCGCGCGCGAUUCCCCCUGCCUGCUUUCUCGGCCCAAAGCAGAGGGGGCCUCGCCCACGAAGAUCUACCUCUUGAAAUGAGCGGACCAAAGUCCACUAAUGUCAGGGCCCUGAGGAUGACUGAGCCUUGGUUGCAGGAGAGAGAGAGAGAGAGAGAGAGAGAGAGAGAGAGAGAGAGAGAGAGAGGAAGGAAGGAAGGAAAGAGAGGGAAAUCUGUUUGAUCAAUCAUGAGAAAAAGGGAUAGGGAUGUUUAAGCCCCUUUUCUCGGCCACAUUGCUAGAGAGUUUGCUUUUACCGCGCGCGAACCACAACCAGUGCUGGGCGGCUGAUUGAAUUUGAAACACGGGGGAAUUCGAGCACGGGAUUGCUCGCACCGACGUGACAGGCACCCCUUGAUGAACGGAUUCUGUACGGCAGCGCUCCCGAGCUAUUUGCGCCACCAAAGAGACAGAGACAGAGAAUCGGGUACAGUACUGCAGAGUUUAACUAAGUGGUGGGGAUCCAAACUUUGCGGUUGUUUCUUUGAAGAUCUGCGUCAGCCACCGUCUCUUGGGCUUUUUGCGCGCUUGAACCUUGCGAGGAGAAUUUGGCCCUCUCCCGCAAUAACGCCCCACUCCUCCCCACAUUAACAUGUGAAGUAGCCUUCGGGGGCCAGGCCAGAGAAUGAAUGAAUGAAUAUUGAGGGAGAGGAGAGCAGAAGGGAGAACGCAUACUUCCUUUGUCUUGCGCGGCCGAUUUCUGGAACAAGUCGCAACCUGUAGGAGAGAACGCUUAGUGGUUGGAGUGCCGCAGCAGGAACCGGGGAGCGGGGUUCGAAUUCGGCCAGGAAGCUCACGGGGUGCCCCCCCCCCCGCUUCUCUCUCAGCCUCACCUCUCCCGAAGGGUUUGUUUGUGUGAGGAUGAAAUGGGAGCGGGGAGAAGCCCGUGCGUCACCUCGAAAAAAGCAGGGCUAUUGCGGUUGACAGGUGAGCCGGCUGCCUGACCACCUGCGCGAAUGCCACCUGGCGGAGGGUAGUGGCGUCCUCUUUCCGUCGCAGGCAUCCAGCCCGUCAGCCACGCUCCUCCCUCCCUCCCCCCUCCCUCCCUCUUCCGCCCCCUCCAGCAUAUUCCCUGGUAACCAAUGGCUCGCCCGACCUCUUCGCAGAGCACUUCCCGCAGGACUGGGGACGACUUGGAGAGAGCCGCCGCCGCUCGACGGGACGCGCCGAGGCAGCCCGCGCCGCGGGGACUGGUGGCCCGAGAGGCGUGAGGAGGAGGAGACGGAGGACUGAGCACCGUCCACCCCGCGAGGCACCAUGCCCAGGUCCUUUCUGGUGAAGAGCAAGAAGGCGCACAGCUACCACCAGCCCCGAGCCCCCGACGGGGAGUACAGCCUCAGCCUGGAGAGCGUCCUGGCACAGAUCUGCGCAGGUGAGAGCCAAAGCGGUUUCUUUGGCCCGGAUUCUUCGGGUGCCUCCGGACCGAGGGGCAGGGGCGGGUCAGGGUUUACUUUCGACGGAACAGCCAAGUCGCCGGAGGUGGUGGUUAUAGGCAAAUGGAGAUGAUUUUCCAUUUGACGCUUAUACGCAGGCAUGUAUCUGUAGUUACCACGUGCUUUUAUUUAGUUUGUUUUAUCUUACUGCAUUAUGAAAAAAGUCUUAAUCUUAUUUUAAAGUGUUUUUUUGUUUAGUGUCUUUUUAUCUUAUUGCCUUCAGGAAGAGUUUUAAUAAUAUCCGCUUUUUCACUACCCCGUCUCCCAAAUCCACUUUUUCACAGGUAGAACAAGCGGAUAAAAGGGCAGCUACCGCGUGAUAAAUAUAUCUAUCUAUAGUUAUCACGGAGUAGCUGCGCUUUUGAUCCAACAGGGGAAAAGUGGAUUUGAAGGUAGCGCGUUUGUUGGCUGGCUUUCUCCUCGGGCACCUGCAAAUGGGGAUUGUGCGACGGGGCGUACACGGGAAAGCAGGCUUCUCACGAGAUCUUUCUCCUUGCUCCCCCUUUCUUCCUUGGCAGACACUAAGGUUCCGGGGCAGAUACCUCUGGGCCUCCCGGAGCCUGAGCCCUCUCAGGGCCGCUUCUCCCCGGAAUCUCAGCUGCCCGACGGGGCGGACGGCACCUCGGAGUCGGCUCCCAGCUGCGAGGGCAGCCUCUGCGACCGAGCCGCCGAGCUGGAGGAUUUGUGGAGGCCGCCUUCUCCCUCGGCUUCCCCAGGUAGGAGCUGUCGGAAGGGCUGGGUGGUGGACGCGUUUCUGGGCUGCAUUGGGACAGGACCCGAGCGUUUUAUGGCCCUCGCUUUACAGCCCAGUCCUGGCAGUCUCGUUGCGUUUAGCAGGGUUUACUCCGAAGGAUGUGUGUAAAAGAUCUCAGCUGCCCACUUGCAUGUGCGUCCCCAUCUUCCCUCCUUAAAUUUCUCCCCUGGGUUUCAAGUUUUAACCCCCCCCCCAUCCCGCAUCUCCGACCAUUGCCGUGAGGAUGGGGGAAAGAGAAACCCUCUUUUGCCUGCAAAGACGUUCGAUGGUUUGCGCGCCCGGUUCAUAAUGAAACGCGAUUUCAGACGCGCGUGUUUACCUCUUAAUAAUAAGGCAGGAGGAAUCGCAGAACAAGUCCGCUUCUUGCUGACCCAAAUUGUCCCCUUAAAAAAGAAGAAGAAAAGAAAGAAAACGCUUCCUUUCUUAAAUUCAGCGAUUCAGGCUUAAAAGGUGUGAGAAUCUCUGGAUUUCCCCAUCGGAUUUUUGAAAGAGCCAAACUAUACCUGAGUAAUUUCUCUUUUAAUAUAUUUGAAAAGGGCAAGGUGGGGAUGGGAGCCACAGGACGAGCGCGAAGUCGAUCUGGAUUAGUCGAGGGAAUGAGGGAGAACACACCCCACCCGCCCCAGUAUCGGUAGGGAGCUCUUUUUGCCCGAGGGAAGCGGGGCUGACCAGUAAGCAACGAAUUCUGCGCUCCAGUUCGAGGGCGGAGAGAUUAAGCGCAGUUGUGUCCGAGCGGCUGCAUGAAGGAUCGGGACAGAGCUCAGGAUCGGGCCCCCGGGCAAAAGUGCAGAGCCGCACUCAGGGAAAAGAGCCCCCAAACGCAGCCUUACAUCAUCAUCAUCAAAAGCUUGAUAUUUUUUUUUAAAAAUUAUCUCUGAGCGGCAAGAAACCAAGUUAUACCAUCCCUGCUAGUGGAUCCCCGUUAAGACCAGAUGAAGUCCAUAGUGAAAAAUUUCCCAACUGCAUUACGCUGUACAGAGGACGCUGUGCAUUGGGGGGGGGGGGGGUCGGUCUCCAUCUUAUUAGUAGACUCUCUCUCUCUCUCUCUCUCUCUCUCUCUCUCUCUCUCUCCUUCCUUCCUUCCUUCCUUCCUUCCUUCCUUCCUUCCUUCCUUCCUCUUUCUUUCUUUCUUUCUUUCUUUCUUUCUUUCUUUCUUUCUUUCUUUCUCCCUUCCUUCCUUCCUUCCUUUCUCUCUCUCUCUCUCUCUCUCCCUUCCUUCCUUCCUUCCUUCCUUCCUUCCUCUUUCUUUCUUUCUUUCUUUCUCCCUUCCUCUCUCUCUCUCUCUCUCUCUCUCUCCCUUCCUUCCUUCCUCUUUCUUUCUUUCUUUCUUUCUUUCUUUCUUUCUUUCUUUCUUUCUUUCUUUCUUUCUCCCUUCCUUUCUCUCUCCCUUCCUUCCUUCCUUCCUUCCUUCCUUCCUUCCUUCCUCCCUUCCUUCCUUCCUUCCUUCCUCUUUCUUUCUUUCUUUUUUUCUUUCUUUCUUCUCCCUUCCUUCCUUUCCCUCUCUCCCUUCCUUCCUUCCUCCCUCCCUCCCUCCCUCCCUCCCUCUUUCUUUCUUUCUUUCUUUCUUUCUUUCUCUCUCUCUCUCUCUCUCUCUCUCUCUCUCUUUCUCAAAAGAGCCCCUUCCUUCCUCUCCCUGCCCUGGACUCGAUCCGGGCGCACGGCCUCUCCUCGAGAGCAGCGCAGCCUCUGGCUGGCUUUUCCUUUCCCUUUGAUGUGGUCGGCCCCGAGAGGAAGCUGAACUCCUCACUUGGCGUCAGUCGCCCUGAUCGCGUUCAGAAACACAGCCCGAGCAAUUUAGAACAAUUUGCUGGCGUUUUUUCCUUUUCCUUUUAGGAACGAAGGAGUCAUAGAAAAGCGGAUUAUUUUUUUUAAAAAAAUAUAUAAAUAACCGUAGCUUAAAGGCGUUGGCUUUAAAGCUAGAGAGAGAUCACUCCUGGGUCUAUACUAGCAGCAUGUAAGUGGAGAAUGGGAGCAGGGAGAACUCUUUGGCUGAAAAGAAAGCAGAAAAUUUGUGCUGCUGCUGUUUUUAAUAUAUCUCAGAAGGCUUCCUCCAAAAUCCUUACUAAACAAUUCUCCCUAAAAUGACUGUAGUUGUGCAGUAAGAAAGACAAGGGCGCUUGACAUGUAUUGAUAAAAUAGGCUAUGUCUUAUGUUGUAUAUCUGGGGAAAUGAUUAUUAAAAAGGCAUGAAUGAAAGACAGGGAAAUAUAUAUAUAUAUAAAUAACACACACACACACCCCGCGCCCCUUCUCGACCCUCUUGUUUGCAAAGUAGUUGUUUGCAAUGUGGUCAGGUUGUGAGUUCAAGGAAAUGGAAAGAAAGCGAUUCGUUCCUCCAAGGAGAAGGUUGCCCUAUAAAAUAGCAAGGGAAAUGGGGAUAAGUUUUCUGAAUCUUGCCUGCCUAGGCAUCUCCUCCCCCCACCCCCCAAAAAAAAUCACCACCUGUUUCAUAGGCUACAACAGGGGACUCCGGUUUGCAACAUUUCUGCGGCACCUCAAGCAAUCACAACCCAAAGGAACCUGUCUAAGCUUAUGACAUAAAUGAGCAACAGCAUGAUUUCAGACUAGACUCCUCUGCACACUUUGCCAUUUUAAUGUUUGAUGUUUUAAGUUGUUGGAAGCUGUCCAGAGCUGCUAGGCAGCACAUAAAUAAAUUAUUAUUAUUAUUAUUAUUAUUAUUUGGAGUUCAGCCCCAUUGAACACAGUGGAGUUUAUUUCUCAGUAAUCUUGCCUAGGAUUGUGAAGGAUUUGCUGAGACAAUUAAUAACUAGAAUACAAAAAAGGGAGGUGUGAGGAGGUCGAUGAAAUAAGGUAAUGACAGUUAAGGAUUUGAGAAUACUGGAUCUGCUUUUAAAUUUUUUUUUUGUUUAAUUCUGUUUUUUGAUUGUGAUGUAUUAUGUGUUUUGCCUUUGCUUUUUGAUUUUGACUAUUAUCGAUUUGUAUUGUUUAAUUGUUAUCUGUUCUUUUUUCUUCUUUUCUUCAUUGCUUUUCUUUGUAAUCUUAAAACUCUCAAUAAACAUCAUUUAAAAAAAAAGGAUUGUGAUGGGUAAUAUACAGAUGUAGAUACACAUUCUUGUGUAUGCUUUAUGUAUCUGUAUAUACAUUCCUAUUGACAACGAUGAUUGUAUUAAUCUGAUGGUAGGAACAGCUGAAUAGUGUAGCGAUAAUGAUGGAGUUGUAUUCACCUCACUUUAUCCUUCCAGACUAUUAAAUAUUACUUGUUAGGCUAUGAAAAUCUUUUAUGGCUGUUCAGAAGGAAGGAUGAGUAACCCACUGUGAUACUGUUUGCUUUCAUGGCACGAAGAAAUAGAUCCUUCCAGGGAUCCACAGGAGGAAAAUGAAGACUCAGCUCUUUCUUCCGGUCUCCCACUAAAAUAUAAUUUAGAAAUCUAUACUUACAUUUUUUAGCCUGCCUACACUUCCAGGACCUCCAGGUGCCAUACAUGCUUGCCCCCACAACCCCAAUUUUAUCUUCACAACAACCCUGAGAGUUUGGUGGCAUUGCAUGCCUUUAUUUAACAAAACACUGCGUGAUUGUGGAUCAUACCUCCAAGCAGUGCAAAACACUAACAUUGUCAAUAAAGGGCAAAGUUAAAAUCAAGUAUUAAAAAAAACAGCAAUCCCCAAAAUAAAAUAAAUAGUUCAGCAAACAACUUACUAAAACACAUGUCAACUUCUACAUGUCUAGCUUGCCCAAAAUGUUCAUAGCAAGUGCCGAAAAAAGAACAGUGAUGAUGCCAAAGUUUAGGAGCUGCUAUACUAAAAGAUCACUUUCUUACGAGUGAAUUAACAAAUAUUAUGUGUUACCUGUAACAGUGCCAGUUCUGUAGAUCAAAGCAGUUAAGUGGGCAUAUAUGGGAUGAGGUCAUCCUGGAUGUAAAGACAAAUGAACUGAAGGCAUACAACUGAGAGAAAAUGUGUGUGUUAACAGCAGCAGCAGCAGCAGCAGCAGCAACAACAACAACAGUACUCCACCCAUCUGAUGCACACAAUGCAUUGAUUCUCCACAUAUAGUUUCUCUGUAAAUCUAGUUCUGUGGCUUUUUGUUUCGUCAUGUGCCUGGAUGUCAUUGAUGUCUGCGUACAACCUCUACAAAAAUUUGCAUCCUUGCUUGUCCAAAAUAAUAUCCAUCAAGAGCAUUCAAGAGCCCUUUGGAAGCAAGGCCAGCCUCAAAAAUAUCAAAAGUAGUUGCAAGGGGCCAAAGUCGAGCUUAUAGUGAUAGGACUGAAUUAAGAGAUUACAAAGUUUGUGAUUGAUUAAAAUAGUUUCUCUUAGAGACCGACUGCUUGCCAGAUCAGACUGACAGCAGCUAGCCUUGCUGUGUUGCGCGGUCAUGAUCAGAGAUAGAAUAUAUCUCUGGUGUACUCCUGGUGAUGAGAUUCCCAGUGUUUGAGCUGCAUCCUAAAUCGGUUUGCAUCCAACAUCUCUAGUCAGCUUGCAAAGCAAGCUGAACCUUUGGCCCAUUCGACAAAAAGCACAACAUAGAACAGUUCAUUUGGACUUUUUGUGUAGUGUUUGUUUUCAGUUUUGCUCAGAAACGGAAAUUGCUGACAGCAUUUCCACUGAUGAAGUGACACUGUGGUGAAUGCUGAGAAUAGGAGAGUUGCCACCUUCUGGUUUUUUCCCAACAAAAUAGAUCUUGGGGGAAUGGGUGUGUGUGUGUGACAUCUCACCAAGGUGGGGGUUAGACUUUUGCUCGACCUGUUUUUUAAUUCUGCAUUUCAAAUCCUUGUAACCCACCCUGGGACCUGCUGGAGAAGACUGGGCAAUACAUGUAGUAAUAAUAAUAAGAAUAAGAAUAAUACAACCAAAAAGGAAGAUACAUAUGAUAACCUUCUUAAAAUUGGAGGUAAUGUAAGACAUUGUUGUUUCUUCAGGCAAAAUACUCAAACAGUACCUUCUGUAGAGGCAGAAAUGUAAAAAUGUAAUGCAAUUUAUAUUAUUAGAUGUCAAUUUAAUAAUUAACUCCUUUAACCAUACCCCCAAAUCUGACACUGAGGGCUGGCUUUCUCCUUCUGCCUAGUGAUUGGCUUUUAUUGUACUGAUUUAUUUGAAGAAGAGCAUCCAAGUGCCCCAAACAUUCUCUGAAUGGCACUAACGGCUUAGCCCCCAUCUCUCUCUCUCUCUCUCUCUCUCUCUCUCUCUCUCUCUCUCUCACACACACACACACACACACACACACACACCAUGCUCAAAUGAUCAAAAUGGGACCCAGUGGGUGAUCUGCCUGAGUGUGAGAAAAAUAUCGCUACUGCAAAAUUGUUUUUGUCAAAGCAGAGCACAAACCUGAGGCUGUAAUAAACAUGUAAAAAAACGCCUCAAAAAACCUUGCUGGCUCAAUCAAUUCAUACCCCUUUCCCUUUUGAUUCUAUUUUGCUCUAUUCACUUGUAAAGACAUUGCUUAAAGUUUUAAUUUCUUCUUCUUCUUCUUCUUCUUCUUCUUCUUCUUCUUCUUCUUCUUCUUCUUCGCCUCUAUAAUUGUUUUAUUACCUUUUCCUGUGCUUGCAGAAAGUGCUUUUUUAACCCGUCUUUUUCUUGCCGGGGUGUGUGUGUGUGCAGAUAGAAUAUUAUUAAGCUACAGCCAUUUUUAUUUUUACAGUUAUUUUUAUUCUCAGUGGACUUAAUCACAUAUCUUCAUUCCCCUCUCUAUUAAACCGUUGAUUAUAUAUUGUUAUUGGAUUAUCAGUCUGAUAAGCAAUAAUUCAGGAGUUAGUUGAUGGUUUCUUGUAAACCGAUUAUUCUACUGCAACAUUUUAUCUUGUAUUUUUCCUAUGAUUAUUACAUGUGUGCAUGUGCUUUAAAUAUGCUCCUUGAUAAAAUUAGCUAAUAAUGUGAACCACAAGGUGUUGGGGGAUUUAAAAACACAGUUAGAUGUAUCUCUUACAUGUAGCAUUUUUAUUUUUUACAUGAAAUGGAUUCAGAUAACAUAUGACAUUUGAUUUGACUCCAUUUCAUGUAAAACUUAUGAAACUGGAUUACUGUUAAUAAUAUAGGAGUAGUGUGUGAAAUCUGUAAUAACCAUAGCUGUCAACUUUUCCCUUUUCUUGCGUGGAAUCCUAUUCGGAAUAAGGGAAUUUCCCCUUAAAAAAGGGAAAAGUUGACAGCUAUGGUAAUAACCCCCAAUGCGUAUUUUCCCUUUAACUCAAAACAUAUUGCAGGCAUGAGCAGAAACAAAAACCUUACUACGUUCACACCUUAGAGGCCAUAACAGCACAAAUAUAUAUUUUCAGCUGUGGUUUGCCUUUUCCUAUGCAGAGUAAACCCACUAAAAUUAAUGAACUUAAGCUGGUCACAUUUAUUAAGGCUAGCAUGAAAUAUUUAUUAUUUGUUUAUUAUUUAUUAAAUUUAUACGCCGCCCUUCAUCUGAAAAUCUCAGGGCAGUUGACAAGAUAAAAAAUACAGGAUAAAAGCACAAAUAAAUAAAACAGAAAACCAAACAAAAAACAACAACCAUGCCCCCUCCCACAAACACUAUUUUUAUUUAUUAAUAAUGAAUACCUUUUGAUAUUCAAAUUCAGAGUUUGGGUCAUGGUUAGGCACCAAUUAUUUCGACAUGUAGCAUUAUAUUCCCAGCCUCCCCUCUGUUAAAAAUAAAAUAAAGUCACAACGUGGCAGGGCUUGAAACAUUAUGGAACAGCUGACCCUCUGAUUUAUUGAUGUUAAAAACAUCUCUUACUGUGUGUUCUUUCUUUCCAUGUAAAAAUAUGUCCGACUGCUGGGGAAUACACAGGGCACGAAGUGGCGCAAGUUAGGUUAAAAAAAUCACCUCAGGCAGUGCUCCCGCCUGGGGGGUACUCAAGGAUAUGCAGUACCACCCCCAAAUGUUAAAAUUGUGGGGCAUUUACUGUAACAACUUCAUAGUGAGCACCGGCACCUUCCCCCCCUUUUAAUUUAUUUAUUUUUUAAACACACCAAUCACCUGUAUAGGUGUGUGGGUGUGUAUAGGGCGGGAAUCAAGUACAACCCCAAUGUACACUUUGCCCAAACCAGUCAAUACUUGCAUAUUCAAGUUAUGGAACCGAGGUACUGCUGUUAUGCUGUGGGGUGUGUGUGUGUAUGUAUGUGUACAUGAUUCUUGCUGCGAGAGAAGCUUUUUCGUAGAUAAGAACAGGACAGGCAUUCAUUAGCAACACCGCAUGAGCCAACAGGUGCUGGUAAUAGCCUGCAAUUCCACAUGGCUUUCAGAGUAGCGAGUGGUGUACUACCUAGAGCAGAGGUUUUCAACCUUUCUGAGUCCACGGCUGCCUUGACCAACUCCAUUCUUUCUGCAGCACCCCUGUGGGGCUCAGGAGCCCAGUUAUGUCACCCUUUGCCUGCAGAGCUGACAGUCUCUCACCCUUUUUCAAACACCCUCCCUUGUGGAGUGUUCCCUCAGCUUCCUUUCCUCUCCCCUCUCCUUGGGGGUCCUCUGGGCAGCCGCUGCUGCUGCUGCCCCUGGUCUCUGAGCUGCCCGCCCUGCCCCAAAGAGAGGUGUCUUCUCCCACUGCCCCACAAGGGCCUAGGAAUCAGCCCCUGGCCAGCCCUAGAGGCACUAUUUGUCUGGGGAGCUUGCAGCCAGGGCUGCUGCAGCAAACUGCUGUGCAAGCCUUUGGGAGGCAGAGAUGCAAGAGGGUAUCAGAGGAGGGAGGGAAGGAAAGAGGGACUGAGGCCAGUGUUGCCCGCGGCACCCCUGACUGUCAUUCAAGGCACCCAAGGGUGCCACGGCACACUGGUGGAAAACCAUGGAGCUAGGGGAAGAAGCAUUCAAGGCUUAGAAAGAAUAUCUGUCUAUGACAGAAGCACAAUAAGAGAGCUGCAUCUGGUGCCACAAUUGCUAUGCAUUUGUUUAGCUAAGACUGAUCAUGCAGCAGACACGAUCUUGUGGAGUCACAGGGCAAGAACCUCUGGGUAAGUCAGGCAAUGCCAUUACUGGGCUGGUUACGAUUUAAAAUGAUGCAAGUGAACUUUUGCGAGACUUCGACGUCACGCUAGAAGCAAAUUUGUUGUUGUUUAGUCGUUUAGUCAUGUCCGACUCUUCGUGACCCCAUGGACCAGAGCACGCCAGGCCCUCCUGUCUUCCACUGCCUCCCACAGUUUGAUCAGACUCAUGCUGGUAGCUUUGAGAACACUGUCCAACCAUCUCAUCCUCUGUCGUCCCCUUCUCCUUGUGCCCUCCAUCUUUCCCAACAUCAGGGUCUUUUCCAGGGAGUCUUCUCUUCUCAUGAGGUGGCCAAAGUAUUGGAGCCUCAGCUUCACGAUCUGUCCUUCCAGUGAGCACUCAGGGCUGAUGUCCUUCAGAAUGGAGAGGUUUGAUCUUCUUGCAGUCCAUGGGACUCUCAAGAGUCUCCUCCAGCACCAAAAUAGAGGCAUCCAGAUAUGCCCCCCCCCAAAUCAGCACCAAGUGGUCAAAGCUUCCUUGGCUGCUGCUGCAGGUGGGAGGCUGUCAGUGCAAUGCUAGGCUCAUCUACUCAGAAGUAAGGCCACCUGAGAUCAGUGGUCUCCCUGCCAGGUAAUUUGUAAGCUGCCCAGAGACCAUUUGGUAAAGGUUAUAAACACAAGUGAUAAAUGCAUAAGGGAUGGGAGCCGGAAUGUUUGAACCCUUCUCCUACAAAUAAGCUUCCCACAGGUAGAACACUAGCAUGUCAAGGAGAAGAAGCACCUUGUCUUCCUCAGGGACAUUCUAGUUUACAACCUGCUGAUUUCAACCUCACGGCAAACCAAGGGGAAAAACAUGCAACCCCCUUGCCACGCCUACAGCUUAAAAUGUUGUGGUCUAGGAAAAGUUUGACCUCUUGAGUCACCUGGUCAUAAAUAAGGGAGAUCUUUAAAAAGCAAACCAUGCUUUAAUAUAGCUAUAACUACUGGUCUUUUUGUAAGAGCAAGUAUUCUCUUCCCUUACUGUCUGAGACCUUAUAAUCUAGCUUGGCAUUUUCAAAUGUUGCCCCUGAUUUGGGAAGUUGCAUCUCCUUUUCUCCCAGAGGCUUUCAGUAUCUAAAACAUCUCCCUUCAUCUGCCAACCUGGACCUUGGGAUCUGCAUGGGGAGGCCGUUCUCAUGGUCCCGCUGAUGGGACAAGGCCUUUUAGCUGAGAUUCCUGCAUUGCAGGGGGUUGGACUAGAUGACCAUUGGGUCCCUUCCAACUCUAAGAUUCUCUGAUUCUCUGUGGCAGCACCCUAUCUGUGGAACUUCCCUCUACUGGAAGUGCAUCAGUCAUCUUCAACAUGGAGUUUUCAUUGCCAGCUAAAGAUGUACUUGUCUCCCAAGGUGUUUUGCGUGGUGUUGGAGUAGUUGUUUGACUUGCUUGCCUCUUCCUAGGAGCUUACUUUCUUGGGCUUUUACUUCAUUUUUCUGGGUUGGUGAACUACAUACAUUUAUUGCAUUUGUUUUUAUGAUGAAUUGUGAAUCACCCCAUGAUCUUUAUCAGCGCAGGGUGGUUUAUAAAGGUGGGCGGAAUUACCAAAAUAAAUCUGACGUGGUUGAAAGCAUCUGCAACUGUGCAAAUUCUUAGAUUGUCUCCAAAAUGAGAUCAGCGCCUUGUGUUAUGUGGUUUUUUUUCCUUUCCAAAAUGGUGGUGCUGUGCUCCUAAUCACUCAUAUAACUGAAAAGCGGGGGAAAUGAUUCACUCCUGAAUGAUUUUGCAAGGAAACAGGUUUGAGAUGAGACUCGUGAAUGACAGAAUUAGCCUCACUGUUCCCUAGUUUUGUCUCAGAAAUCAGGGCGAAGAAGAGAACUAUCCUUUAAUCUCAAAUGUUUAUGAACUGGACGGCGCAGAGCGUGAAUUUUAAAGUAGCUUUGUGCGGAGCAAAAUGAAGAUGUAAAACGUUUGGCUGUUCCUUGCAACCACUGCCACUAAACUCGUGAAAAUCUCCAGUGGUUUUUAAAAUGAGCCAACUGUUAUGAAGCUGUUGUUGAAAUGCUUGACUAACAGAGCUUCUUGUUAUUGCCUAUUCUAUUAUCUCCAGGAGGGCUUGCUUCCUUACUGUUGCAUUUUAAUUUUGACAGAGCUUUUAGGCUAAUGACAACAGAAGUGUAUUAUUGUUUGGUCAAAUACACCUGAACUUAUUUCAACCUGUGGGUGAAUGGGAGGGAGGGAGUAGUUCUCUCACACAUGAACUGCGGCCGUUAGUGACUGUGGGUGCUUCCAGGCAGGCAUUCAGUGCGAAAUGUGAGCUACCCAUGCACACAGGUGUGUUUUUUUACACUGUUCAUACAAGGAUGCCACCAACAAAAUCCCAACCCUGUCCUUAUGUUGCUUUGUCUUAUCUGGAUUUUCCUCUUCCACGGCAAAUAUGAUGAGUAAAAACAACCCAUUGUGCCUCUGCAGCAACUGCUGGUAUGGAAGCUUCUUAGCACUAACCACAAAAUACGUAAUAAAAAUAAAAACAACAACCCAGUUACACCCCUCCAAAAACCCACAUUUUAGAAGGACAUAGAAUGUCAAUCAAAUCAAUCAAAGGCCUGGUUAAAAAGGAAUGUUUUUGCCUGGCGCCUAAAGGUGUAUAAUGAAGGCGCUUGGCAAACUUCCCUGGGGAGAGCAUUCCACAGACAGGGAGCCACCACAGAGAAGGCCCGUUCUUGUGUUGCCACCCUCUGGACCUCUCGAGGAGGAGGCACAUGAAGAAGGGCCUCAGAUGAUGAUCUCAGGGUCCAGGUAGGUUCAUAUGGAAAGAGGCAGUGCCUGAGGAAAUGUGUGAUAUAUAUGGGGGAUAUAUGGAAGAGAAGUGACUGGACCAGACAAGAGGACCUUCUUGGUAGUUGCACCUGCCCUGUAACACCCUCCCAUUAGAUGUCAAGGAAAUAAAUAAUUACCUGACGUUUAGAAGACAUCUGAAGGCAGCCCUGUAUAGGCAAGGUUUUAAUUUUUGAUGUCUUACUGCAUAUUAAUUUGUUAGAAGCUUCCCAGAGUAGCUGGGGUAACCCAGUCAGAUGGGCAGCAUAUAUUAUUAUUAUUAUUAUUAUUAUUAUUAUUAUUAACAAAGAAACUCAGCCCAGACACAUUCCAUCAAGCUCCACCCCGUGGUGCAGAUGUCAGGUGGUGGUAUAGCAGUCAAUAGCAUGACUGGAGAAAAUGGAGUAUGUAGACACUCAUGUCAAUCAUGAACAAAGAGAAACAGGAUCUGCACAACCUAUUUGUAAGAUAAGCCUGGAAGCACCCUAUAUACUAAAGAGCUAACACAACAAAGAGGUCGAGUGCAUGUUCUGUGUGAACCCCGUUUAACUGCUUCCACUCAAUUUGUGUCUCGACAGCCUCUGAGCGCUCCAUCUGCCCCUCCUUGGAUGAGGCUCCCCCCUUCUCCGUGCCCUUGAAGCCCUAUGCCUGGAGUAGCCUUGGGAAUUCUGAGCUGAGACAUUUGGUCCAGAGCUACAGGCCCUGCCCAGGUCUGGAACGUAGCUCAUCCCUCGGUCUCUUCUGCGAGAGGGGAUCUGAGCCUGCUCUCUAUGGAUCGGAACGCAGCUCAGCGCUGGGACUCUAUGGUGACUUUGGCUCCUCUGGACUCUUUGAGCGACCAGCAGCAGCCUCUGGGAUCUACGUGGAAGGCCCACCUGGACUCCAGCAGGAGAAGAGUGCAAGUAGCAUCAAAUUGGAAUCAGAGCUCCUCUGUCGCCCCCUGUUAAUCAGCACUGGUUCCUACAAGUGUGUCAAAUGCAGCAAGGUAUGGACCAUAUUCUAUGACUGACCCCCUUUGGUGGCAUUCCUCCGUUCCACCCUUCUCCACUCAGUCAGCUUCGGUGGGGGUUAUUUAGGGGUGGUGAGGUCUGAAGGCUUGGGCAAGGUUGGUCAAGGCAGAGACAGGCCCCUCGUUAUUGCUUAAUUUAAGGAUGUGUGACUAGGAAGCUUGUACAGGGAAGGUGGAGCCAUGGCAUAUUAAUUGUUCAGAUAGCUCUUAUGAACAUAAGAAGAUUCUUGCCCAUGAGCCCAACAUCCUGGUUCCUACAGUGGCCAACCCAAUGCCUCUCAUAAGCCCCAAAACAGGACAUGACAGCAAAACCCCUUUCACUGUUGUUCCCCAGCAACUGAUAUCCAGAGGCCUGCUGUCUCUGAUCCUAGACAUAGUAUACAGCCAUUACUGACCAAUAGCCUUUUGCAGGUCUGGCUGGACUUCACAAUUGUCCUUGUUUUGUAACAUUUCUAAACUUUGCUUUUGUCACAGACACUCUAAGCUGUUUGUAGCAUUUCUAAAUCAUCAAUCAAUUUAGACAAUGAAAAAAACCUGCUACAUUUGACACUAUAUAUAUAUAUAUAUAUAUAUAUAUCCCUAAAAUUAUAAACUGCAUAUGAAGCAGUAUCAGAUAGAUAUACUGAUCGACAAAACAGUAUCAAUUAUUACAGGAGACUACAUACCUGUCAAUCAGCAUUUCAGCUUGCAGUAACAGUGGCACAACUAGGUAGUGGUGUAGCAUUGGGGCGGUUUCCCCAGACCCAAAAUUGUUAGGAGCGUAAAAUUUCAGCACCUGGUGCUGCCUCAAAACAGCUGUGCGCUUUUGUCGCUGAGCUCCAUUGAAAAAGGCUUCUCCAUGUGAACCAGAAAGUGACCUCUCUGGACAAUGAAAUGACUCUUCUUAUUUCUGUGGCUGCGAUUGCCUGGGUGACGCAGGCACUAUUAGGGAGUUGAAUGUGCAUGCAUGCCUCAUCCAUUUCCCUCCACGUGGCCCCGGGCACUCGCAACCCUUGCUACACCACUGCAACUAGGAAAUAUUAGGCUCUGGACUUAAUUGUCUUAUGAGGUCCCCCUCUCUUUAGAUAGUAACAUGCAUUACCUCAUUUGUUUCAAAAUGUGGCCAUCCAGCCGGGCUGUGGCUGCAAUCCCUCUUGCUCAUUCCGUGGCUUGGGCCAUUGAAACCUGCCCCACCCUGAUGGCACCAAUACUCAAUAAUGUUAAUUGGCUGAACCUCUGUGGGGAGAAACACUCUCCUAAACAGCUCUGAUAUCUUAAGUUCAGGACCUGCUGUGAGCUUCAGGCCUUCCUGAACCAUAAUUCUCUUUGUCUUCCCCGCUGCUUCUCAGGUCUUCUCCACUCCCCACGGCCUGGAGGUGCACGUUCGUCGUUCGCACAGCGGCACCAGGCCCUUCGCUUGUGAAAUGUGUGGCAAGACAUUUGGCCAUGCAGUUAGCCUGGAGCAGCAUAAAGCUGUGCACUCACAGGUGAGAACCCCGGGGAAGGUGGCAAGUGGUUGGAGAGGGUUCAUCCACACGGUGGCUUAAUGCAAGGAGCCAGCUUUCUGUAUCUCUAUUAAUUCUCUGACGUUCUCCUCCAAAGCACUGCCUCCUCACACUUUCCCCUCCUUCAGUCCAGAUUUACUCAUACCGGGGAUACUCUGAAACAGAGAGGGUGCGAGGAAAUCUGGCUUGAGGGAGGGGAAAGUGUGGAGAGGCAGUGAUUGGGGGAGAAUGUCAUACAGACAAUGAAGAAUUAAUGGAUAUACAGGGGUACCUUGGUUUACGAACUUAAUCUGUUCUGGAAGUCCGUUCUUAAAUCAAAGUGUUCUUAAUCAAGGCGUGCUUUCUCAUAGCAGCGGGGGGACUCAGUUUACAAAUGGAACACACGCAAGAGGAAGCGAAACAUGUUCUUAUACCAAGGCAAAGUUCACAAACCAAAACACCUACUUCUGGGUUGUUCAUAAACUAAGAUGUUCUGAAACCAAGGUACCACUGUACAGUAAACUCACUAUCUACAGUACAUCAGAGUUUCCCAAACUUGUUUUUGGACUACAUUUCCCACCAUCCUUGACCAUUGGUUCUGCUGGCUAAGGAUGAUGGGUGUUGUAGUCCAAAAACAGCUAGAGGCUCAAGUUUGGGAAACCCAGAUCUACAUUAAAUGACAGUAUAGCCCAGAGUGACAGAUUAAUGGGACUAGCAGUCUCCUUGCCAGGGAAAGGUGUGUGGGUUAUCAUGCAGGGCUGGUGGGAAUUAAUCCUGAUUACAAUCCUACAACCAACCUGAAAGGUGCUCACCAAAAAGACGAAACAGUGAUAUUUCAUAUGUUUUUGUUGCAACCUUCCCCGCCCUGCACAACAAACCCAUAUGCACGCGUACACACACACACACACACAAACUUCCAUCAAAUUUGCCUUUCUUUCUUUUAAAUAACUUUUUAUUGGGUUUUAAAAACAAGAAUAAUGUUAUACAAAUAAGUAUACCAAGUUUUCUCAUGUCAUAUGUCUAUCAUAAAAAUAGCAUAAUAAAUGUGGAGUAAUAUCUACAACAUGUGGUUCAUCAUUAGUGGUCAGUGUAUAAGUUCUUGGCUCAUUAAUUGGUUAAAAAUAUUAGGAAGACAAGAGAGGGGGGAAGGGGGAAUAGUAAGUGGGGUGGGGGUCAGGUGAUUAUGCUUCUAUUCUUCUACUUAGUGUAUGUGUGGGGUUUUGUGCCCGCGUAAAUUUCCCUUCUUAAAAUUAUUAGAGAUCCUGGAACACAAAAAUGAAGUUUGAGGGUUUUGCGAUCUAGAUUUGGAGAAGCGUUAAUAUCACUGCAAUAAAUCUAAGUAAAUCUCUCUUCCUUCCCCACUCCUGCCAUGCAUUAGAAUACAAAUAAAAGAGUUAGAAGGGACGCGGGUGGCGCUGUGGGUUAAACCACAGAGCCUAGGACUUGCUGAUCAGAAGGUCAGUGGUUCAAAUCCCUGCAACGGGGUGAGCUCCCGUUGUUUGGUCCCAGCUCCUGUCAACCUAGCAGUUCGAAAGCACGUCAAAGUGCAAGUAGAUAAAUAGGUACCACUCCGGCGGGAAGGUAAACGGUGUUUCCGUGUGCUGCUCUGGUUCACCAGAAGCGGCUUAGUCAUGCUGGCUACAUGACUGGGAAGCUGUACGCCUCCUUCCUCGGCCAGUAAAGCGAGAUGAGUGCCGCAAGCCCAGAGUCAGCCACGACUGGACCUAGUGGUCAGGGGUCCCUUUACCUUUAAAAGAGUUAGAAUAAUGAUCUGUUGUGACCUUGACGGAAGCAUACAAUAGACGAGCCUUCUUGUGUUUUGGCUCAUUUUCCUCUCCCCCCUCCCCCUCCUCCUUUCCUUUUUCUUUUUUCUUUUCUAUAAUGACUUAUGCUCUGUGCCAUGUACUUUGAUAUUUUUUGUAGUUUUUUUAGCUUUUUCCAUUAUUAAGGAUUUUUCUUUUGUAAUUUUGGUUCUUUAUAUUUAUCUAUAUUUGUUUAAAGCAAAAUAAAAGUAUUUAAAAAAAAAAAAAGAGUUCUUGUCCCCAAACCCAAAUUAUGCACCCUUCAAAAGCUUCACCUUUUCUUCAACACUGUUGAAGUGCUGUGGGGGACGGGGACAGCAGAUAUAUACCGUAAGUUUAAAGCAUAUCCAACACACAUUUAAAGCUGAUUACUUCCGCUAAAGAAUCCUGGAAACUGUAGUUUGUCAAAAGUUAUAGGAAUUCUGACUCUGGGAGGGGGUCGUCAUGUGUGUUGGGUGCACUUUAAAUGUAUGGUGCAGUUGGAGUGGGAAAGAAAUGUACAUAGAUUUUCUUGACCCUGGUAACGAAAAGACACUUGCCUGAGAACUCUAGGUGCUUUUAAAAAUUGGAGCUGGAAGGACGAACACUAAAGGCUUUUCAUCACAAAAUGUAACUCUUUCUGUAAUACACAUGUAAAACCUGUGGAACACAAGUAUCCCAUGCAGAUGUUUCCUGGUUCAAUUCUCAGUAUCUCCAGAGUGGUUUGGGGAUGUUUUCAUGGUUCAGGGGAAAACUACAUGAUAAAACAGAACAUUUCAAUAUAAUGAAAUAUAAGUAAAGUCCCAGGUUUGAAGGAGGAGGCAACUUCAGCCAUUUCCGCCCCACCCCCCAUCCAAUGCAGUCACUAUGGGAUCUAUAUUUUGCGACAAAGCAAAUGGCCACCGUAUAUCUGAAUUAUUUUGAAUAAUUCUCAGUUUUGUUUAGGCAAGAAUACCCAUAAAUGUAUUUUUAAAUUACUGGAUAUCUGCUUUCAGAACUUCUGGUUUUGAUAUAAUUGUAUUAUUCCAAAGUGUUUUUUCCUUGUGAAUUUUGUAUUAUUUUAUGUAAGCGCCUUUAAGUGGUACGUCAAUCUUCUCAAACCAAAGGGGGGAAAAUCAAUUAUCAGAUUUCAUUUUGAAAGCUGCUUCUAUGCAAGUGGUUAGCUAUGAACAGAUAUUCUAAACGCAUUAAAUGAAGAAGAUGGUGCAUCUACAUGAAGGUCCUGCUUUCUCUCGGCAGGAGCGCAGCUUUGAUUGUAAGAUCUGCGGUAAGAGCUUCAAGAGGUCCUCCACGUUGUCUACCCAUCUUCUCAUCCACUCAGACACCCGGCCUUAUCCAUGCCAGUACUGUGGGAAGAGAUUUCACCAGAAAUCCGACAUGAAGAAGCACACUUUCAUCCAUACAGGUGAGAAUCGCUACCUCCCUCUUGGCCUCCCAGAAUCAAUCAAUCAAACAAACAAACAAAUAUCAAUCCACCUCCCACCCCCUGCUGUUGGGAUAAAUGGACAUCUUUAUCCGCUGGUUUCUUUUUUUGUUAAAUUGUUUUUAUUAAUUUUCCAAUUAAAAAACAUCCAAUUUAGCAUAUCAAAUCAUAAUCCAAUAAAAAUAAAAAACUAAAAUAACAAAGAUCUAAUUAUCUUCCAAAUUAGAAUUAUUAAUUUUUGGGACUUCCCAUAGUUUGGACCUUGAAGCACAUCUCCAAAUCUCAAUCCUGCCUCUCGUUGUUAUUUCCAUAUUUCCACAUCUCGAUUUUAACAUUCUAAACUUCUUUUUAUCCGCUGGUUUCCUCCAGAGUGAUGCCGGGAAAGCAGGGUGGACUAGCUGGCAAAUUUAUUUUUUGUCUCUCCAAGGUACAAGUAGUUUUAGAAAGACAGACACGCAAGCCCUCUUCAGCUCUUCCUUUAAAGCAGAGGAGGUGGCAAAUGUUUUUCUAUGUGAGGGCCACAUUCCUUUCUAGGCAACAUUCUGAGGGCCACAUGCCAGGGGCAGAAAGAGCCGCUGGACAGAGCAAUGCAGUGCUUCCCUCCCUAAAAAAAUGCUUAGGAGUACUCUCAUUUUCCUACUCAUAUUGAAAUACAGUCGUAUCUUGGGUUACAGACACUUCAGGUUACAGACGCUUCAGGUUACAGACUCCGCUAACCCAGAAAUAUUACCUCAGGUUAAGAACUUUGCUUCAGGAUGAGAACAGAAAUUGCGCGGCGGCGGCGGCGCGGCGGCGGCGGGAGGCCCCAUUAGCUAAAGUGGUGCUUCAGGUUAAGAACAGUUUCAGGUUAAGAACUGACCUCUGGAAUGAAUUAAGUUCUUAACCAGAGGUACCACUGUACUGCCCCUCAAUGAGGCCAAACUUAGAUUCACAAAAUGUUUAGGGGUAUGUCUACCCCUGCGUACCCCGGGGUGGGGGGGAAAGCACUGGAGCAAUGAAUGUCAAUUUUCCCUUUGUAUUGUUAUUUCUACCCACACUCCUGAGGCAAGAUACAAGAUGGCGCCCUCCCCAUUGCAUGUGUAUAGAAUUCAGCUGACGUCGCUACCAAUCCCUGCGCCCUAGCAUUUGCUGCCUGCAUUUUGUUCUGCCUAAUGGUAGGCCCAGCCAGAAAGUUGGAGGAUGCAGAUCCAAACAGUCAGUCUUGAUACUUGCUCUGGAGCUCUCUUGUGUAUUUUGAGUUUUUCCAAUCGAACUGCUUGAGGGCUAUUUUCAGUGGUAGGCAAGGCACCAUGAUUUUGAGUUUCUGGGGAACAUGGAAACAAAACAAAAACGCAGAUUGAAUAGCUGAGGAAAACUGUUAGGAGAAAGACAAACAAAACAUACUGCAGAUUUAAAUGGAGCUUUUCUCAGGGGGUAUGUCUUCUGACCCAGCAGCCUUCUGUAUUCACUGAAGUGGGAGUAAAUAACAAAGAUAUUAUCCCCCAUGCGAAUAAAAAACAGAAGGAGAGCUUUGCAGAGAUCUAUAGAGUCCAACACCUGUUUCCUACAAUGGCCAACCAGAUGACUAUGGAAGGCCCGCAAGCAGGAGGUGAGGGCAAUAGGCCUCUCCUACCAUUUGCUGUUUGGCAACUGAUAUUCAGAGGCAUGUUGCCUCAGUUAUUGGAUGCGAUGCAAAACCAUUAUGGCUAGUGGCCAUUGAGAGCCUUAUUCACCAUGAAUACGCUUAAUCCCUUUUUAAGAAUGUCUACGUUGGUCCAGCACUACAUCUUGUGGUAGCAAACUCUACUAUUCAACAAUUUAGCUUCAUCAGAUAAUCCCCAUUCCAGUACUUUUCAGAGAGGGAGAAAAUGGUCUCUCUGUUCACCGUCCUGCCUGUCACUCACAAUUUUUCUAGGCUAAAAAACCCCAAACCUGUUUCUCCUAGGGAAGUUGCUCCAGCCCCCUGAUAUUUUGGCUGCUCUUUUCCAGCUCUAAAAUAUCAGCUGUACACUGUAUUAUAAGAGUGGUUGCACCAUAGUUUUGUGUAAAGGCAUUGUGUAGGUGGUUCCAUCGUAUCCUAAUGAUUCCCAACAUGGAAUCUGCCUUUUUCACAGCAGUACCACACUGGGUCAACAUUUUCAUUUGGCCACCCACCACAAAUGCAAGAUCUCUUUUCACUCAGUGCCAGCUUAAAUCACAUUGACGUAUAUAUGAAAUAAGGAUUUCUGCAUGACUUCGCACUUGCUUAAAUUGCCGUUUUAAUGUCCAUUCACCCAGUUCUGAGACAGCCUUUUGUUCCAAAGCUUUAUGUCAUUCUGUAUGGCUGAUGUGAAAAAACGCCGCAUAUUACACCUUGGAAAAUGCAAUUCAUGGUCACUGCUGUUGUGAGUUUCCAUGUGCAAUCUGAUUGCAAGAGCGUCACUGAUAUUGUCCAUCUCCGCAUUGCUAACUCCAUUCUCCACCCAUGUCCUGCCCCAUUUUUGUGAACUUUUAUUGGUUUUUAGAAACCAAUUGCUUGUCAUGGUUUCAAAGUGCACUAGUCUACUCUCAGCGUAAUGCCACUUAUUUUGAGCGUGUGUUGAUGGAAAACUAGAUGCCCCUCAGCAAAACCUCGCAACGUGUAAGAACAAAUGGCUGCACAAUUAUUUCCCCAGGAAGCGUGACCAUUAACAUUUCAGAGACAGGGAAGGAGGCAGUGAAAGAAAAAGGCCUUCUGUGGUUAGGACAAGGGCAGCGCCCGGAUUUUAAAAUCAGGUUCUUCCACUUUCCAGACAUGCAUACUGGCUUAGUGAGCAAUGAGGGCCACUCUCUGUGUGCAUGUUUGGGAGAGGAAAUUAUUUGUGCAAUUGGAAAUAGAAACGAACGAUCCGACUGCAUUGAGACUGGGGCUACUGAAAUGCUCUUUUCAUCUGAAGAGGAGGUGAGCAAUGAAGAACGAGCUGCUUAGGGGAAGAGGGUGGAAAUCUUCUCCUCCAAAGGUUUUCAAGGGAACUCUGAUCAGUAGUUUGCCAAGGAUGCUUUAGGGAAGAAAAGGAUAGCUUCCUAAGUCUGAGAGCUGAGAUCCGCAUUGAGCUGGCUGUUUAGGGGCUGCACCCUCUGACAUCAUUGCCAAGCUCUGAGUUACCUGAAAGGGUAAUGUGAGAGCUCCCUUGUCUUCUUCUUCCAGUUGUGCCUUGUCAGAGAGUGGCUGGUACUUGUCCUAAACUAGGGCGAUUAAAAUCAGCACAAAACUUGAGAAGGAUCUUAAGGAUGCUAUCCUAGGGUUGCCAUAUUUCAAAAAGUAAAAACCAGGGCACCCCGAAAGUUGUUCAGCUUUUUUUAGACAAACCCCAAAGUUGUUGAGUUGAAGGUUUGUUUAUUUUUUGUUUCUUUACAAAAACACGAUUCUCCAAUUGACUUGCCUAAGAGCCAGUACAAAGCGCUGCCUUUUGGAAAUUCACCUCCAGAUGUCUGCCUUUUGAAAUCCUAGGAAUGUCCAGACAUAUGGCAGCCCUAUGCUAUCCUUAGUAUUUAUUCCGAGUCACCCACUCGUAUUGGAUAUCUGGGGGUGCCAUUUUCUUUAUAUAUAUAAUUUUUUAUUAGUUUUUUUAACAUAUCAUUUUCAACAGUAAUUAAACAUACUUUUACAUCUUAUUCAAAUUUUUGACUUCCAUCAAUCCUGUCUGAAAAUUUUCCAAUCUAAUCUCUCAGUAUGCAUUUCUUAUCUUCCCUAUUACAUUUCAAACUCAUAACCAAUAUCUCUAUCUUUUCCUAUUUUGUAACACUUUGUAUAUUUCUCCUUACAAAACUCCUUGUAGUCCUACUAGCGUAAUUUGUUGAUUACAGUUGCUCUUCAAAUAAUUCAUAUACUUCUUCCAAUCUUCUGUAAAUCUCUGGUCCCGCAGGUUUCGAAUCCUUCCUGUCAUUUUGUCCAAUUCUGCAUUUUCUAUUGGACUUUUCAAGCUGGUUUGUAAAGGGUGCUACGUUGUUGUAACUUUGUGCCCAUCCUUUUGUAAUCCGCAGGUGAGAAGCCCCACAAGUGCCAGGUGUGCGGCAAAGCCUUCAGCCAGAGUUCCAACCUCAUCACCCAUAGUCGGAAGCACACGGGCUUCAAGCCCUUUGGCUGCGAUCUGUGUGGCAAAGGCUUCCAGAGAAAAGUGGAUUUGCGGAGGCACCGAGAGACGCAACAUGGUCUGAAAUGAGAGCCAUGCAGAAUCUGGGCGGGGAGGGGGAGGGAACCCAGGGAACCCCCAAAAACACUAUGUCAACAGACUUUUCCUCCUCCCUUGGUGGGCUGCCCUCUUCCUGCCCCCGCCUCUCUUGUCUGGCCACUUCCUGCCAUGUUCUCACUAAACAGGAAGCCAGAGCAGACUGGCCAGCAUUUUGUAGAACUUCACCGAAAGGUCUUGGAAUGAAAAUGGAACGCCAAGGCUGAAGUAAGGUGGGGUGAAGUCUUUUUUCCCCACUCUGUGUCUCUUCCUUUAAAAUUAAACACUGGAAAAAUAACAUGCGCACCCCACCGCCUUAAAGCCCCCAAAGUCUUUGUAAACAUAAGCUACUGGUGCCUAUGAACCAGAAAGUCCUUUAAAAAUGAAUUUCCCUGCUAACCUUUGAUUUCCUGAAAGUUAUUUUUUAUCUGGGAAAUCUAAACUACCUGAGUUUACAUGGUCAACACACUGAGCAGCUUGACAAAGGAGAGAGAGUGACUGUAUUUGAUUUUCUACCGUUUAACAACUUGCGACUGGUUUUCAUCGAUUAAUUGGACCUGGACCCUCAAGGUCCUGCCUUUUUCAGAGUUUAUAGAGCUCCUAUUAGGCAGCUUCCUAGGAUUGCUCCCAGCUAACUGGUCCUAGGCUCCAAAUUUAAGAGUAUUGAAUUGUGGCCCGAUACAUUUUUCCAGCUGAGGGAAAGAACCCCUUGGCUACUUCAGCCAACCUUGCCUAGUCCUGGUUGAGAAUGCCUGAAUAAGUUGGAGGUCAGCAUUUAGAUGUUGUGCAGAGUCCGGCAUUCCCCACAUGCUCCCCAUAUGUGUUUCACCAAGAUGUCAUCUCUAAUUUUUAAUCUUCGUUGCACACCCAGGCCAAGUGUUAAUCUCCAGUAGCUCCCUUCAUGCCAGGGAUUUGCAACUUUUAGGACAACACAAUGCUCCUAUCCAAGAAUUUCAGUCUACCUACUUUAUGUCCUGGUUUUUUUGUAGUGCAUGUAUGGCUUUUCCUUUGCACCUGUUGGGAAGAGCCAAUAAGAAAGAGCCUUAUUAUUAAAAAUUGUUGAAGAGGGCAGAAAUAAGGGAUGAGGACAGAUUUUUGCUUUUAAAUGUCAUUGGCAUUCUGUGAUUAGAUAACCAGUAGGUGAGAAAUAGCUGAGGAGCUCCUGUUACUCUGGACUGAAUAUUUAGGUUAUAUGCUCUCAGAUGGUCUCAUGCCUGGAAGGACCCAUAAAUUAGUAUCAGUUUGUUAUAGUAUGAAUUUGCCUUAACUAAUCCUGUGCAUACCUCAUUGUGGGCGGGGGUGGGGGAAGAAUCUGUUUUUACUUUAUAGAUAGGAUUGUAAAUGCCUUUAUUUAGAUUUUACAGUGUGUCUUAUGUUCAUUGAUGCAUAUUUAUUGGAAUAAUGUUUUAAAUUAAUAAAGUCCCGAGGAUCCUCAGAA
Messenger RNA from Podarcis lilfordi (Lilford's wall lizard), 39165 nucleotides. NCBI's taxonomy places the organism in Eukaryota, Metazoa, Chordata, Lepidosauria, Squamata, Lacertidae. The record is from the annotation of a GenBank genome assembly.